Candidozyma pseudohaemuli is the source of this 1512-nucleotide messenger RNA. RefSeq lists its product as uncharacterized. The record is from RefSeq and is a predicted model, not a curated record. Bases 1 to 1512 code for a protein of 503 amino acids. NCBI's taxonomy places the organism in Eukaryota, Fungi, Ascomycota, Pichiomycetes, Serinales, Metschnikowiaceae. The transcript has a single exon.
AUGUCUCUUACUUUUUCCAUUGCACACAAUCAAAUCACAAAAAAGGUAUCAUGUCCGAGGUCAAAUACUGUGAACCAGCUAGCCUCGCUUGCAAUUGCUAAAUUCGGCCUCCCCCUGUCGGCAAACGGGACCCUUCUUCACAGUGGCAAAAAGCUAGACGGUCUUUUACCGCUCAGAUUGACGAAUUUGGUCAACAACGCCAAGUUGUUGCUUGAGGUGUCUUCGGCGCUGCGCCCUGUUACUGUGAAAGUCGUGGCUUCAGUUUUGGGAGAGCUGAAACAGAAGAUCAUCAAGACUCAGACUGACAGUACAGUUCAACAGCUACUAGACACAUUUUCAGCCGAAUCGGGAGCACAGAUUGGUGAUAACAGAGUACAAUUGAGUGUUCUUGAUGCUCGUAUUGAGAAUGGGUCGACAGAUUUCACUUCUACGCUGUUGGGUUCGAUUCUAGGUUCAGCUAACAAUGCUGUGAUCAGACUCACUGUGGAAAGCAAGGACGCUCACAGCAAGAGAGAGAAGCUACAGGCGGAGCAGAGGGAAUUGAGGCAGCAGCUAGAAGAGCAUAAACGCCAGGCGAGGUUGCUAGAGAAGAGGCUCAAGGAGGAAGCACAAGAAACUGAGAAACAAGAGGAGCCCAAGGAAGAGGAGGAGGUCGAGCCUGAAUUGAAGGAUGAGGAGGCUGAAGCUAUCGAAGAGCCUGCUGGUCAAGAUGCAAUUGCUGAGAAUCCAGGGAAGGAUGUGGACAUGGAUGUCGAUGAGCCGCAAGAGCCGCUGAGCAAAGCUGAGGAGAUCAAUGCGUUGGAUACAAAGCAGGAAGCUUCUGCGCUGCUGAAUGACUCAUUUCCUCAAACCCCGAGCGAUGAGUCUUUUAAGGUUCAGCACUUUAAGGAGGACACUGUCUACAUUCCCCUGAAUCGCUCACAGCACUAUGAAAACCCAGACAACGACUACAAUUUGACGGUGUCACAGGCUGAAAAGUACUAUGGCAUCAUCAAGUCCAUGCAACAGAACAAAAAGCAACAGCCUAAGGAAGUUGUUCCACCAAAAGCAUACAUUAUCAGGGUCCGUUUCCCUGACAGAGCACUUCUAGACCUCCAGAUCGAGGAUUCUUCAAUGAAACUUGGACAGCUCUUGAAGAAGCUAGACUCCUUUGUCCACGAGAAACACAUCAACACUUACAGGCUCAAGAACGGUGUGCCGCCCUUUGAAGAGAUUGCCAUGGGGUUUGAUGCCAACAACAAGGAGCUUAAACACCACAAAAGCUUUCAAGACGAACGUAUCAUGUUGAUCUGGGAGUCUACCGAUAAAAGUGCCAAAGGACCCUACUUGAAGCUGGACUUGAACACCAGAAACAUUGACGACUUGCCAACGCUUCAAUUGGAAUCCCACAGAGGCCAAUUGGGCGACGAAGAGGAGAAGAGAAGAAAAAGCAUUCUGGAGCUGAAUCAGAGCAAACAGCCCGAAAAGAAAAAGAAGAAUGGCUUACCCAAAUGGUUCAAGCCUGGCAAGUAA